Molecule: messenger RNA, 2128 nt
Organism: Dermacentor andersoni
Lineage: Eukaryota; Metazoa; Arthropoda; Arachnida; Ixodida; Ixodidae
Source: RefSeq, a predicted model, not a curated record
UUUCUGUAUCUUCUUGUACCUUUACUUCGAAUUCCGUGCCGGACUGCUCAAUUUCAUGGAAAGAAAUGGAUGCUCCGCCUGUCUGAGUUAUUUAACGCAUAACUUUCUUUUUGCACUACAAGGCUUAGUGGAACGGCUUCCAGCCAUCAAGAGGGUAAAGAAGCGACCUACGGGAUCACCACGAAGAAAACCGCUGUACGAUCAUGGUCAUGGCCAUAUCGACGAGCCCGGUUACGCACCCUUCAUCAAGGAUUCAGCAGACGUGCCUGUUCGCGUCAAAGUGAUAUCGGCCGAGUGCCACGAGGGGCUGAUGCGCAUCGAGCUGCGCUUCAAUGGCUCUUUCCUGGGCCUAGUAUACAGCACGGACUACGCGCAUGACCCGGACUGCGUGUACGUGAACGGCUCAGGGGGCGCCGCCUACACGCUCGACGUGCGUGCCAACCGCUGCGGCACACUGGGCCGCAGCGACCUGCUAGUCCAGCCGGCGGCGCCUUCGUCAGCCGGAGAGAAGAUGGCGAUGAUGAUGAUGAUAAUGGUGAUGAUGAUAAUGAUGAUGAUAAUGCCUGACCGGAUCAUGUAUUCGCCGUCCUCGGCUCUUCUUCGCGUGCAGGUUCGUGGCCACCAGCUGUGGAACUCGCUGACAGUGCAGUACGACCGCCAGAUCGAGGAUUCGGCCGACGAGAGGUUCCGCGUGACAUGCGAGUACGCCUUCGACUACUGGAAGACGGUCUCCUUCCCGCUGCUCAACGUCGAGGUGAACACGGGCACGGCGGUGGUGUUCACCCUGCCACCACCGCAGUGCAGCAUGGAAGUGCGCCUGGGCUACGGCCUCUCCGGACCCCGGGCCCAGGGACCAGUCACGGUGGGCGACCCGCUCACUCUCGUCAUCACCAUGACAAGCGUGUUGCGUGACGUUGACAUCCUCGUGAGCAACUGCGUGGCCCACAACGGAGCCGACCAGAAACUGCAACUUGUCGAUGUCCACGGGUGCACCCUGCAGGAGCGCCUCCUGAGUGCCUUCCGAGGCUCGCAUUCCACUCGUGCGGAAGGGGGUCAAGAGGUGGCACUGUUUGCCUUCCUCAAGGCCUUCCGCUUCACAGGCAGCCGGGCGCUGUACAUCGAAUGCGACGUCCACAUGUGCCACAGCUCGUGCCCGACGCAGCAGUGCUCGUGGCGCCAGCGCCGGAAGCGAUCAGCUGCGCCCACGCUGGAAGGCAACGACUCGGCGACGCCGUUCGAGACACUCAACUUGUUCCAGGCCCUGGAAGUUCUCCACACUGACGCGGACGCCCAGCAGAGCCUGCCCUACUCCGAUUCCAGCGGCAGCUUGGUCUGCCUCAAGGCGACGGGCUUUGCUGCAGGAGUGGCUCUCAUAUUCCUGAUGAUGUCUUUAUGUUUCGGUCUGUCGGCCUGCACAGUCAUUAAACUCAAGGGAAAGAAGCCGACAAAAUCCGAUCCACUCGAAGAUGACAACCAGCCUCCCGACUACUGAGCUCUCCAAACCAAGCCUGUGGGGAAACAAAGUGACCAAAACGAUGAUGAUAGCCACCGGGCACAGUCGACGCUUUUAUCAGCAAUAUAAAUAUGAUGAAAAUCACUCGCAUGACGGAAACAGAUCGGCCAUGACAUAUGCUCGUAGUUUUGAUCUAAUAAGGCGUCAUGAGCUCAAUGCUGAAUACGGAAAGCGGGGCAGUGGAGUUGUGCGUUGGUAAGCCAAUAAGUUACCAAACUCUUUGCGGGUGGGGUUAUACAAGCCUCAAGAGGCGUGCGCUAAUGGUACAUUCAGCUGAUCGAAAUAAAGCGCUCGAAAGACACGCUGCUGGUCCAUUCAAAACGCUCGAAGUCGCUAUCUCCUUCGACUUGGUAACGCGAGCCGAGCAAGAUCGGGCGGAGCUCCGGUCGCGUGAUUUCUGCAACUUUAGUUGUUGGCAUCGCGUCGGCCACGGCGGUGCCAAAGAGCUUGCGCGUCUUGUUAGUUUACAAAAAAAGCAGUGAUCACCAGUUUCCUGUUCCGUCCUCCACAUCGGCUCCACAUCGUUGCAAUCCGAGUCAGAGCACGGUAGGGACCACUCGAAUGUACCAUAAAAUGUUGCACCAAGUUUAGUCUAUUAAAGUAUUUUUACAAGAU